AUCAUUUUUUUCUUCAUCUUCACACACAACACGGACUAAACCAAGCCAAAAAAAAAAAAAAAAACUAGCUUGCCCUAAUUAAUCCGGCAUGGCUGCGAAGAAAGUGGCGAUCAUUGGAGCCGGGAUAAGCGGCAUUCUCGCUUGCAAGCAUGCUCUCGAAAAGGGGCUUGAUCCCGUUGUUUUCGAGGCAAGAAGCUGCGUUGGGGGAGUGUGGUGCAGCACCAUAGACUCGACCAGGCUGCAGACUCCCAAGGAGUAUUUCGAGUUUUCGGAUUUUGCUUGGCCGGAUUCUGUGGCGGAAGCGUUCCCGGAUCACAGCCAAGUGCUGGACUAUGUUAGGUCCUAUGCUAUCCAUUUUGAGGUUGUUCCAAGGAUCAGGUUCGGCUCCAAGGUUUCUUCUCUCGACUAUUGCUUGUCGUCUGAUGGUGACGGUGGUGGUGGUGAUUGGAGAUUGUGGGGUGGGAGUGGUGAGGCAUUCUCAUGUAAAGGGAAAUGGAAGGUUGUUGUUGAGAAUGUUUUGCAGCCUCUACAGCCACCUAUGGUGUAUGAGAUGGACUUUGUGAUCCUUUGCAUCGGCAAGUUCAGCGAUGUCCCAAACAUCCCAGAUUUCGCCCCAAGCACGCGUGCCUUGUUCAAAGGCGAGGUCCUUCACUCCAUGAACUAUGCUGCAAUGGAGAAAAUCCAUGCAGCAAAGUUCACGGAGAACAACAGAGUUGUUGUUGUUGGUUUCCAAAAGUCCGCAGUUGACACUGCAGCUGAGAUCGCCAAAAACAACGGUCCGAAGCAUCCGUGCACUCUGCUCUUCAGAAGAGUGCACUGGGCUGGUUCAGAAGAUAUGGUCAAAUUCACAUUCAAGAAUUUAACCAGAUUUUCCGAACUAAUGGUUCAUAAACCUGAAGAAGGGCUAAUUCUAUGGUUUUUAGCCCUUAUACUCUCACCUUUGCGUUGGAUCUUCUCGAAGCUCGUAGAAUGCUACCUCCGAUGGAUCUACCCUCUCAACAAGUACAACAUGAUCCCCGAGCACUCGUUCCUCAAGCAAAUUUGCUCGUGCAUGUUCAUGAUCUUGCCUCGAGAUUUCUACGGUCGAGUGAGGGAAGGGAGCCUCAUCUUGAGGAAAUCCAAUGUGGUAGGAUUCUACGAGAAGGGCCUCGUCCUCGAUGGUGGGACGACCCAUUUGGAGACGGACGUUGUCAUCUUUGCCACUGGGUAUAAGAGCGACGAGAAGAUUGCUGGGAUCUUCUCGUCGCUCGAGUUCAAGAAAUGCAUCACUGGAUCCUCAGCUCCCUUUUAUAGGGAGUGCAUACAUCCUAGGAUCCCGCAGCUCGCGAUCCUAGGAUACUCGGAGAGCCCGGCAACGUUGUUCACGUUCGAGAUGAGGAGCAAGUGGCUGGCGCAUUUCCUAGCGAGGAAGUUCCGGCUGCCUCCGGUGGCGGAGAUGGAGGCGAACGUGAGGAGAUGGGAGGCAAACGCGCGUCGCUACAGCCGCGAAAACUACAAGAGGGCUUGCGUUGGUGUGAUGCUGCAGCUGCAUUGCAACGAUGAGAUAUGUAGAGAUAUAGGGAGCAAUCCAAAGAGGAAAAAUUGGUUUUUUUCGGAAAUGUUCUCUCCUUAUCACCCUUCAGAUUAUGCACAUUUGUGAAUUGUUUUUAGUAUUUUAUUUUAUGGACGUUAGUU
Molecule: messenger RNA, 1674 nt
Organism: Salvia hispanica
Lineage: Eukaryota; Viridiplantae; Streptophyta; Magnoliopsida; Lamiales; Lamiaceae
Product: putative flavin-containing monooxygenase 1
Molecular function (GO): N,N-dimethylaniline monooxygenase activity; NADP binding; flavin adenine dinucleotide binding
Source: RefSeq, a predicted model, not a curated record